AUGAGCAAAGUCUACGAUAAGAGCCACCGGACCAGACCAACACCAGGACAGACAGUGAAGCUCGCACAAAUGGAAAUGUUUGAGCAACUACUUUGCAACACGAACCCCAAUCCUUUCAACGCUGUCUAUACGCGUUUGGAAGAAGCCAUUGUUUCGGAAAAGCAAAGUGUCAAGGAUCUCUUGGAAGAACAUGUUGGUGCCUUGUUCCGGAGUAUCGAAGAGGAGCUUGAGCGGUCAAGAGAAGUCCGUGUGGCCCUGACCGACGAGGAGGCUCAAAUCAUGGAUGGUCUGCUAAACAGUACAGUGACGGCAGCAAAGGUGCGAGGGAUUCUUGAGGAGAGAUUGAAGGAGUGUGGGGUGGACGUGGAAGCCAUCAAAGCAGAAUUGACUGAACGUCAAUCAUUGUAG
Messenger RNA from Alternaria arborescens, 408 nucleotides. RefSeq lists its product as hypothetical. The coding region runs from base 1 to 408 and encodes 135 amino acids. The record is from RefSeq and is a predicted model, not a curated record. The transcript has a single exon. Lineage: Eukaryota; Fungi; Ascomycota; Dothideomycetes; Pleosporales; Pleosporaceae.